Messenger RNA from Ciona intestinalis (vase tunicate), 5557 nucleotides. The record is from RefSeq and is a predicted model, not a curated record. NCBI's taxonomy places the organism in Eukaryota, Metazoa, Chordata, Ascidiacea, Phlebobranchia, Cionidae.
GACCCGCUAUGAGUAAGACUUUAGCAAAACGUAUUAUUUAAAAUGCGCCUGAUAUGCGAAAAAGAAACUUGUAAUAUUAGUAAUCUCAUUCCACGUACUUUGGCCAAAUGUGUUUAAGCAAGUGCCAGUUUAAUUAUUGCAUGUCAGUCUUGGACAUCAAAUUUCGCCGACCACCUGGACCCCUUAAUUAGGCUAUAUUAGAUUUGACUGAUCCAAAGCUCUAAGUGACGUGAAUCAUUGAUGUUUUUAAACGGGUAACGCUUCUACCAACCGUAGAAUUAUAAUUUAGAUGAUCUUAGAAACACUUGCUUCGAAUCAUAUCAUCGCGACGUAGUGAGAACUUGCAUUAUAUGGAGUUACAGCAGACACUUUUUUUCUUUGCCAGGGAAAAUUACACGCAUCCUGAAAUUUCUGAACUGAAUUUAAAUUAUACAGAGCAGCAUGUUUGUUCGCUGCUGUAUGUCGAAGCAGGCAAAUCAUAUUGAAUUUAACUAUCUAUAAGUAAACAUGAAAUGUUUAGUUUUUGCCGCAGUUGGAAUUAUUUUAUUUUCAAGUCAGCUUGUCACAACAAGACGAGCCAGGGGCAGGUGCUCAAUCCCACCCAACGGUCGUCACUCUGUACCUGCACUCAAUUCUACAGCAACCAAGACUUACUACGAAUGUAAACCUGGAUAUAAAUACAAAGGAGGAGAUUUAUCUGUCACCUGUCACAGUAAUGGAUCGUGGAUUGGAUCAGCAAUGAAUUGUGAAGAUGCAUAUAAUUGCUACAAUAGUACAGCACCAUGCAUGAACGGCGGAUCGUGCAGAGAGUUGUCUCCAAGCUUUGAAUGUUCUUGUGUGAGAUCGUUCUAUGGUUCGCUGUGUGACGAAGCCGACGGUAGUUGGGGUAAUUGGAUGUCUUGGACAAAUUGUUCAUCUACCUGCGACAGGGGAAUUGUUAUCAGGAGAAGAAACUGCGACGAUCCAAAACCAACUACAAAGGGUCGGAUGUGCAUUGGUAAUUCCAUGGAGCUCGAAGACUGCACGCCAGGUGAUUGCCCUGCAGGAAUGUACGCUUGGUGUGGGAAUGACACGGACCGAUGUGGUCAGCAGUCUGGUUACGCCUUUUGUUCGAUAUAUGAAGGGGCGUAUCGUUGUGAUUGUUUGGAAGGUGUAAGGGCCAAAAGAGACCGACGCGGAAAUUUUGUGCAAUGCGAGGAUAUCGAUGAAUGUGCCAACCGUUUACAUUCGUGUGAUCCCAAUUAUCAUCGAUGUUUGAACACAUACGGGUCGUAUCAAUGUAUUUGUAGAACAGGUUUCGUUCCUUACGACGAAGGAAGCUGUAUAGAUAUCAAUGAAUGCGAAAGUGGAACCCAUAAUUGUGACCAGAAUGCCAAAUGCUACAACAACGAAGGAGGUUACUCGUGUCGUUGUAAGACUGGCUAUAGAAGCUUGGCCACCAAUGGGACCGGUUAUACUGGGGAAUGUAAAGAAUCGAGGUUGGUUCAUUUCGGAGUUUCCGCUGAUGACACCGAGGUGACGUCAUUGUCCCAAUCCACCGGUGAACGUGUAACUGAACAUCUGGCUGUACCUUCGGGUAUUCCCAUUGAGGACGCUGAGCAUAAUACGAAGCAUUGCAAAAGCGUUUACGCAUCAGAAAAUGGUUUGCUGGUGGUCUCAACUAUACCAGGAGGUGUCAAUCAAACUCGAAUAGCCACGUUUCGAAAUCCCAGCAAUAUUACGUCACUUGCUAUGACGUCAAGCAUAGAAAUGCCGAAACAUAUCUGCGCUGUCAUUGCACCAUUGUGGACUGACGUCUCUGACGCAGGAACGGGAAAGGUUUGGUAUCAACUGUAUGACAUGGAAGAACUGAUUGAAAACGAAGCAAUUCUUAACAACAACGAUUAUAGCGUCACAGAACAUAUUAACAGGAUUCUUCCUGGAGACUUUAAACCAAGAUACGUGUUCAAGGUCACGUGGGAAAGAGUCUCCCCACCGUGGCCUUCUAUAGACCAGGAAAUGACAUUCCAAUCAUUACUCGCUACUGACGGGGCUCGUACUUACAUCACCAACCUGUACGAAGACGGGGUGAUGACGUGGCGUCCUGUAUAUGACGUACCAGCAGAAAUACCACACUACCAAGCCAUUGCUGGAUAUUUCGUCAACAGUCAAACUCCUGCAUGGCGGCAACAUAGUAGCUCCGGGGAAUGGUCAGAGAGAGAUGACCCGUUUAAGGAACCGACAGUCUACAGGCUUGAUGAAGUAACGUUCAACAGCACGUCACUAGUUGGCAAAUCACUUUACAGUCUAACUCCGAACCGCACUCAAAGAAAUUCGAACGCAGCUAUGACGUGUUAUGAAUGGUAUUUGCAACAGCAUGACGUCACUCUUUCCGACCUUGACGUCAUCAACUCAUGCCCUCCGUCUGAGUCAGCUUUUCUGGAACUUGGAUUGGUAGCUUGGAGGAAGUUGGCUACUACUAAGGAAAACACAUCUUGUUAUACAUGGCGUUUUCAGUUCAUUUCAGGAGCAUCGUUUGAUUGCUGUUAUCAAUGGACGGCGGAUUCCAGCGGCCCCAUCAUCUCGGGAUUGAACGCGUUUAACGCUGGUGCCGGGUUUUAUUACGUCAACAGAACCGGGGAUGACGUCAUCAGGAGAACAUGCUGUAGCGAAACAAGAUCGAAUUACUUCUGCUCAUUGUACAGUAUAAAACGGCCACCGUCAUCAGCAAGCAAUUAUAAACCAAAAAUCGUUGUUGGAAACGACAACGGUCGCUUGGUUUCGGUUUCGGGAAAGCACCUUCAACUUGAAGGUAGUGCAGAAGUUCAGUUGUUGAGGCGUGAUGAAGACGGAGUUUCGAGAAUUAACUUCAUCGGUCGUUUGAGUGACAGGCCACAACAGACAACAUCCACAUUCACUGCACUUGCUCUUAAACUCAACAACAUCACUCUGGAGUUUUAUCUUCCUCCAUCUGAAGACGGAGAAAUAAUUUGCAUCGUAGAUGAUGAAGAAUGCGAUGAUCUUCUUAAUGAUGUUGAUCUUCGUGUUAAUUCGACUGAUUCAUAUUAUGCUAUAGCAACACGAUCUGGUCAUUUUAUCAACGUUUCUAUUGCCGAUGAUGAAGAUGGUUUGAGAUUCUUUGCAUCGUUCGAUGGUGGGGCGUUUUCAAACAAUCCUAACUCCACAUCUGGAAUUUUAAGUCAGCGUGGAAACUGCUAUGGUGCAAGACCAGUAACUGGAAAUCCACAAGUAGAGUUUCCUUGUGACCUGAAAAGUAUUGCGGAUGCUCAUCACCGUUCCGUGUACGAAGAAUCUUUCUUUUCAAGAUACCCGACUGGUAUCAAUGUGACGUCAUACUUAUCCUCUAUGACGUUGCGUCACAUCAGUCAAGGCGAACAAACAAACGAAAGACAAGUUUAUGCAGCUCAAACGAGUUCCAGUUCUGCCCAAGUAAUAGCGACCAAAGUCGCCGAUGGUUAUGACGUCAUAGUUAACGUAACAGGCGUAUCCGGUGACGUUACAACAAACUACGAUUUUUCUGCAAACAGUGAAAACGGACUUAUCCGAUUCAGAACCAACAACUUGACAGUGGUUGAAACAAUGCGUCUUAACGUGACGUCAUCGGAUGAUGGUGUGACAUCACUAAUAUUUCCUGACGUCACAUUGUGUCGUUGUGAACGAGGCACCUGCGUCACAAACAGAGAGGCCAACGGUGGAGGGCCGUUUGUGACGCAGGCAGCAUGUGAUUGUGACGUUGGAUUUGUGGGAGAGAGAUGUGAGGAGAGAGCAAGAUCAUGCAGUGAGAACCCAUGCUUUUAUGGUGUCGAGUGCAACGAGAUACAACCUUUCCAACCUCGCCCGGGAGAUGUCGCUAAGUGGUAUGAAUGUGGCGACUGUCCCGAGUCUUUGUCGAGAGGCAACGGAGAGACUUGUUACCAUGACAACCCGUGCUUGAAACCACGUGGUAGCGAGGGUUCACAUGAAUGCAUGAACGCUACAUGUCGCCAUGAAGUAUAUGGAUAUUCAUGCACCUGCUUCGAUGGUUUUCGUAAGACCGAAGAGGAAAGCCGAAUAUGUGAAGAUAUCGAUGAAUGCGCUGAAGGACAUGAUUGCAACGACACAGCAGCGGAAUGUAUUAACACUCUUGGUGGAUUCCUUUGCUCGUGCAAACUUGGUUACAAGUUAGAGCAGGAAGAAGGUGAAAGGUGUAUGGAUGACAAUGAGUGCCUCACUGAUAACGGUGGGUGCGAACGAAGAUGCGUAAACACUGAAGGAAGUUUUUACUGUCAAUGCGAGGUCGGCUACAGACUUGCUGCAGAUGGUUACAGUUGCGACGAAAUCAACGAAUGCGACGAAUACGCAAGACAACACUGUAGUCAAAUAUGUGACGACAGUAGACUUGGGCUGCCAUUUCGAUGUCUAUGUUUGGAGAAUUAUGAAUUACAAGAAGAUUACUCGACGUGUAGAAGAUUGUUCAGUACUGCUGCCCCUACGAGCGCUGUGACGAGCAACCAGCCACCAACUACGACGGAAUUGACUAUCGCCAACGCCCUUACAACACCAUUUAAAGUUCAUGACAUCACCACAACCACAGAUUCAGAAUUUCGAGUGGCCACUACAACACAACAAGUUGCAUCAACCCCUCAACCUAAGUUUACGUCACCAUCAACAACCUAUAUGAUGUCACAGGAGGUGCUGGAUGAAAUAUCGAGUGAGCUAAUGCGCGACCAGAACUAUCGGUCACUGACUGAUCAACAGAAACUAAACGCUAAGUUAGUGUUUCAAAAUGCCCUGCGGUUACUAAGCAACGGCGGCAUUUUGAGAUUAAUUAUCUUGCUAAGUCGGAUUGGUAGAUACGGAAGCGAAAGUCAAGUUUGUGCAUCUCUGUACUCUGCUGCUCAGUACGAAAAUAUCGAAGUAGAAACACUUCGGCUAGACGGUGUCCGUGAGUUCGCUAAUACUGAAAGCAGCGCAAAAGUUAUGAAAUUGAAAGUGGAUCUGGACAAAGUUACUUCAAACUCGGUGCAAGCCAAAUAUGGUUUGAAGCUGCAACUGCGAGAAAUUAAGGAGUACAUGCAACUUAUCUUACGCUGUGUGGCGCUAUGGAGGUGGUACAGCAGUUCAACAACUGAGAGUGAGCCAAACAUUGCUAGGCGAGAAGCAACCGGAAGUGAAAUGACGUCAUUACCAACCACUGUUAAAGGUAUAAAGUUCGGGAAAGUGAUUCCACCCAUGGUGCUUGUUUGGAUAAUUGUUAUUGUUUGUUUCUUAACAAUAAUUGCCUUUAUUUGUUUCAUCAUUGGAACUCGAGUUUGUUUUUCCGGGAAGUCAGAAAACAGAAAUGGGACGUCUUACAAGAAAAAGAAAAAACUGGGGGAGUGGCCAAGAAUUGUAAUGUCGCAAGAAGUCUGAUGAGCCUUGUUAAUACUUUUGUUUGUAAAUUGUGAUGCAAAACACACACUUGACUUGACUAUAGUAAUGAUUUAUUCGGUCAUCUUUUUCUUACACAUCAUGUAUUAGGUUUUAAGAAUCUAAACUGUGAUUUAAUUUUGCUGAAAUAAAAGCUGCUGUAUGAUUA